AUGGACGAAUUGAUUCGGACGCUUGUGACCUGUGCAAAGAUUAACAUUUGUAUUUGCUGUGUCUUUGUGACCGCGUUGCUACAUAUGUAUACGAGGAUCCUAAACUCCAAGACUUUCUGCCACCCGAAUCUCCGCUUCCUCCUCCUCUGCCAACCGUGGGCCAAUUGGAUCGGCAUAUUCUCGAAAACACUCUGGAAUCUGAUUGAUCUCUUCGCGAUCCCGUGCGAGAAAACGUUCUAUCAAUUUAUCCAGAACCUAACGCUAAUGUCCGUUGUUAAUGCGACAUGCAUGAUGUUGCCCAUAUCGUUUGAACGCUUGAUAGCGACGGCUUUCCCGGAAAAAUACGAUCUCUCCAACUUUCUUUCGCUCGGCGUUUAUUCACUAUGCUUUCGCCACGGUGGUGUGUAUCAAGAAUUCACGAAGGAACUCUUCUACUUUUGGAUUGCGAUUCUGGUUUGUGCGCAGAUGGUUUUGACGGUGUUGGCGCACGAGGUGCCGAAGCAGGAGCUGUUUCGGAUGCUUGGCCGGCAGACGAUUGUUGGGAGUGACAAGGCUGUGCCCCUCUCCAUCAACGGCGAGCGGAUGAUCUUCACCCCCGCCGAAGAGCGAGAACGAUAUUUUCGCAUGUACACCCAGGCUCACGAUACCACGGCGAAAGGACAAAUUAGCACCUGGCAGCUCGUGGAUAGCACUGGGAGUCGCCAAGUUCCUGCACAAACGUUGCCAAUGCCCGAGUUGAUGGUGUUUUUGAUUUGUGCCAAGGUCAUCAUAUGCUUUUCCUUGAUUUUCCUGACCAUAUUGUUACAAAUCUAUACACGAAUUCUCAGUCGAUACCUAUUCCGAAAAGCCGUCGCCAAGAGGAGCACGUCGUUGGCGGAGAGAUACCAGACCCUGGAAAGCGUCCGCUCAGCUCAUCUACUAAAGUACAUCUCCAUCUACAAAACCACCACCAACUUUCUGUCGUUUUUCCUUUAUUUCCUGUGCUUCAACGUGGCAGCGGAUGUAUCAGAAUUGACCGCCGACAUGUUCUACUUUUGGAUUGUUGUCCAGGUGAGUGCGCAGAUGGUUUUGACGGUGAUGGCUCACGAGGUGCCGAAGCAGGAACUAUUUCGGAUGCUUGGCCGGCGGACAAUCGCCGCCAGCGAUAAUUCGGGGGUUGGUAAUGUGGCC
Molecule: messenger RNA, 1170 nt
Organism: Mesorhabditis spiculigera
Lineage: Eukaryota; Metazoa; Nematoda; Chromadorea; Rhabditida; Rhabditidae
Source: the annotation of a GenBank genome assembly